AUGAAGGCCUUCCUCAUCCUCUCGACGAUGGCGGCGGCGGCGUCAGCCAAGGUCGCCAGCUCCGUGCUCCGUGCGCUCGAAGUCGAUGGCAACGCUGAUGUCUUUGUUCGGUUCGCGGACGCGUCGUCGGCGCUCGAGGCCGCGACGAUCGAGUCCAACAAGCCGUUGGAGCGCCAGGAGGUGUUUGAGAUCCUCUCGGACGCCACGGCGACGGGACAGAAGAGCAUCGAAGCGGCGACCGCCGGGUUCGAAGUGACGCCGACGUGGAUCGUUUCGGGUGCGUUCAUCAAGGCCGCCGACAAGGCGCUCAUCGAGAAGCUGACGCUCAACCGUGCGAUCAAGUCGGUCGAGCAAGUGCCCGAUAUGGAGCUCGAUCCGGUGCUCUCCAAGUCCAACACGGACACCAUCACCGCUCCUGCUGCGUCACCCAACCAGUGGGGUGUCGACACGGUUGGUGCGCCCGCCAUCUGGAAGUACACCAACGGCUCGGGUAUUGUCAUUGGCUCGAUCGACACGGGCGCCCGCCACACGCAUUUGCUGCUGAAGGACUCGUGGCGUUCUGACCGCGGCUGGUACGACCCGUACAACCGCACGGCGGUGCCCGAAGAUCUCGGCGGCCACGGCACCCACACCAUCGGCACCAUGACGGGCAACCGCGGCUACGGUGUCGCGCCCGGCGCGCAGUGGAUCGCAUGCCGUGGUCUCUACGUCAAGAGCGGGUCGGCGAAGGCGCUCCUCGAGUGCCUUCAGUUUAUGAUCUGCCCAACGCGCACGGACGGCACGCACCCCGACUGCUCCAAGGGCGCUGACACCUUUCACCCGGUGUACGAAGAAGCGAUCGCGUCGAUCCGCAAGGCCGGCAUCACGCCCAUCUUCGCCAACGGCAACGAAGGUCCGGCUUGCGGGACGACGGGUAGCCCGGGGACGUACCCGAAUGUCAUUUCGGUUGGCGCCAUCGGCUCGUACUCGAACGAGCCCAACAAGCUCGCGUUCUUCUCGUCCAAGGGCCCUGGCAACGACACGGGGCUCGCGUAUCUCGCCGGUACCUCGAUGGCGGCGCCGCACGUUGCUGGUGUCGUCGCGCUCCUCAAGUCGAUCAAGCGCGACCUGACGUACGACGAAAUCUACGCCUACUUGACGCAGACGGCUGACCGGGCGCUCGAGGGCGAGCCCAAGGAGUGGCUCGUCCCCAAUGCGACGUCCAACGGCACGGAUGUUUACCCCGGUGCACCGAACUGCGGCGGUGUCGACGACACCAAGUGGCCCAACAACCGGUACGGCUACGGCCGCGUCAACGUUGCCAAGAUCCUUGACGGUGGCAAGUUUGCGUCGGUCGCGACCCCGACGCCGGUGCCCCGGACGACGCCGCCAGCGCCGAUUGAAACGAACUUCUGCACGUACAAGAAGACAGCGCUCUCGGAGUGGAACCAGGGCUUGUACAUCGACACGAUCAAGGGCAACAAGAACGAAGGCUUCACGAUUGACCGCGUCAGCAACGUUAUUGCAGCGUACGCGCCCCCAAAGGAGGACUCGUACUGCCUUGCUCUCACCAAGGAUGCCACCAACACCAACACGGCGACGCUCACCAAGUGCAAGGGCGACGAGACGCAGAUCUGGAACGUCGCCCCGUGCUCGCCCGGUGCCGUGAGCCAGUACUUUGACGCGUGCGACAACGUCAAGGAGAAGAGCUACGUCAAGCUCAUCACCAAGACCAACAAGGUCAUCUCCGAGUUCUACUCGGGCGUCUACGCCGACUGGGUCUCGGACUCGGUCAACGAGCUCUUUGUGUAUGACAGCAACGCCAAGACGCUCCAGGCAGCUAGCAACGGUCAGUGCCUCGACGCCUUCCGUGACGGCGACAAGUUCGGCUUGCACACGUACGCCUGCGACGCCACCAACGGCAACCAAAAGUGGAUCAUCGACGCGGCCAACCACAAGAUCAAGCAUGCGACGCACAACAACUUGUGCUUGGACGUGGACCCGACCAACCCGAGCCACGCGGCGCAGGUGUGGGAGUGCCACAACGCCAACACCAACCAGUGGAUCGACGCUGUCAAGUACUAA
This is a messenger RNA of Saprolegnia parasitica CBS 223.65, 2064 nucleotides long. RefSeq lists its product as hypothetical. Lineage: Eukaryota; Oomycota; Saprolegniomycetes; Saprolegniales; Saprolegniaceae. Gene Ontology annotation, molecular function: serine-type endopeptidase activity. The coding region runs from base 1 to 2064 and encodes 687 amino acids. The record is from RefSeq and is a predicted model, not a curated record. Gene Ontology annotation, biological process: proteolysis. The transcript is spliced from 4 exons.